GAGAAUUUUGUUUAUUUUGGCUGUUGGGUUCUCCUUGAACAACAAUUUGCUGAACAAUAACAGUACUACUUCAAGGAAAAACUCUUCGGAAGCCUUCUGUUAAUUGUUUGAUCAACUAGGUUUCUCUUUUAAAAACCCUUGAUUCACAGAGAAUUAUAGAGAGAGAAAGUGAGGCAAAUAAAAGUGGGGGUUUCACAACCAUGUCUUUGGGGUACGCAGAGAAGCUUUCCUACAUUGAAGAUGUGGGCAAUGUUGGGAUGGCUGAAUUUUUCGAAUCACCUAACAUUUUGCAAGAAAAAUAAUAGUGAAGGCAGGAUGUUGCUUUUGGUGAUAAAGGUCUGAAUUCCUAUGCUGUUAGAGCACUUGCAAAUGGCAUGCACUUUCAGACCUGAAUCUCUGUGUGACUUACAGUAGUUUGACACGAGUGGCUGUUUCUUAUUGUUCGGAGAUUAUCUUUGGUAAGUACAUGUAACUCUUGUGACACUGACUUCAACUAUUCCGCUCUUUGGUUCUGACAGGUAGAACAACUUGCGAGUAUGAUUCGAAAGAGUAAGCAUAUGGUUGUAUUUACAGGUGCUGGUAUAUCUACUUCUUGUGGUAUCCCUGAUUUUCGAGGUCCCAAGGGCAUCUGGACACUUCAGCGUGAAGGUAAGGCCUUGCCCAAAGCAGCUUUGCCUUUCAAUCGAGCAAUGCCUAGUAUAACCCAUAUGGCUCUUGUUGAGCUAGAGAGAGCUAGUCUCCUCAAGUUCGUUAUUAGUCAGAAUGUUGAUGGUCUCCAUAUACGGUCCGGGCUACCACGAGAAAAACUUGCAGAGUUGCAUGGGGACUCCUUUCUGGAAAUUUGCCCAUCUUGUGGAGCUGAAUAUGUACGAGAUUUUGAGGUUGAAACGAUUGGAUUGAAGGAAACAUCACGACGUUGUUCUGAUGCAGCUUGUGGUGCAAGAUUAAGGGAUACUGUUCUUGACUGGGAGGAUGCAUUGCCUCAAAAGGAGAUGGAUGCCGCUGAAAAGCACUGUAGAAUGGCUGAUCUUGUAUUGUGUUUAGGGACAAGUUUGCAGAUUACCCCUGCUUGCAACCUGCCUCUCAAAUGUCUUCGUGGCGGAGGGAAGAUUGUCAUUGUGAAUCUUCAGAAAACUCCAAAGGAUAAGAAAGCAAGCCUCGUGAUCCGUGGGCUUGUAGACAAGGUGAUUGCUGGUGUCAUGGAAAGUCUUAUUCUACACAUAAAUCCAUUUGUUAGGAUAGACCUUUUCCAGAUUUUUCUUAGUCAAGCUGCGAGUUCAGAUAAAAGAUACAUGAACUGGAACCUUAAGGUUGAAAGCGUGCAUGGACACAGAGCUCCGUUGCCAUUCGUUAAAAGUGUUGAGGUCACCUUCGUAGACAGACAAGAUCUGAAAGCUGCUGUGUUAGACAAGCAGCCAUUUGUGCUUAAAAGGAGGUUUGUGAGGAUGGUGGAACCGUUUGAGGUGGUAUUGAAAAUCAACUUCAUUGAUAACUGCAGAUGUCGCUAUGCACAGAUUAAAAUCCCCGUCAAUUUCAAAAUUUCAAGGAAAUGUCCUGAAUAUGACAAGGAAGCCAUAUUUCAAAACUUAAGAGAGGCAGCGAUGCAAGAUUCUCUCUGUGGGCAGUACGAGGUUAUAGAGAGAAAGGCGAAGUUAUCCCCGAAAAACGACACAACAGUAUACGCCAUCGUGACCAACAUCGCUACCUACGAUAAAGUUGAAGAUGUGAAAAUAAAGAGCGAAAGGUUGAUGAUGAUGAGUAGCACAAGUUCAGAAACUGAUAACAAGCCACUCAGAUUUCUUCUGAAAAGGAAAAGUAGGCUCACAGGUAACAUCCCUGAAACUACUAACAAGCAACUAAAACUUGUUCAACCUAAAAGUAAGCUGUAAUCUUCUUCUUUAUUGUUAAAGAGUGUAUUUUCUGUGCAUAAGAUAAAGAUCCCACUUUUGUUUUUCCAUAUUUUGGGGGGCAUAAAAAGCAUAUAUAGAUUGAUUUAGUAUACACAAAUUAGUGUUACAUAUAUAUCGGCGCCAAGGCUGACUGAAUUUUGUUAGAUGUAACUCUCAGUCUUACCGAUAUUAAUUCGGAUAGGUGUAAAUUGGUGUAACUCCUUACUACUUACUGCUACUGCUUUCAACAACUUAAGAUUAUUUAUCUCUAUGUAAGUUUCUUCAUUUUUAGGCA
Messenger RNA from Spinacia oleracea (spinach), 2184 nucleotides. Its product is annotated as NAD-dependent protein deacetylase SRT1. Gene Ontology annotation, cellular component: nucleus. Gene Ontology annotation, molecular function: transcription corepressor activity; histone deacetylase activity, NAD-dependent; NAD+ binding. The record is from RefSeq and is a predicted model, not a curated record. Bases 537 to 1889 code for a protein of 450 amino acids. The transcript has 15 exons. NCBI's taxonomy places the organism in Eukaryota, Viridiplantae, Streptophyta, Magnoliopsida, Caryophyllales, Amaranthaceae. Gene Ontology annotation, biological process: negative regulation of transcription by RNA polymerase II.